GCGUCCUCAGCUGGAUAUAGUUGCAGUGUUUCUACAUGGUUUCUACACUCUGAAACAUCCUGGGACAUCCUUCUGUGGUUCUUUCCGUGAUUUCCAUGUUCGGCGUUGAUCGGCCACCGGACUAUUCCGCUUCCUCAGACCCUUCCCCGGCUCAAAGUUUCAGCCGCGACAUACCGCGACGUUCUUGCUGUUUCGGCCAAUGCAGGGGCUGGGACGCUUGGCUCACUCGGAUGACUCCCCGGGGCCACCCGCGUCUGGGUCGGCGCUCUUGGAGAAUUCCAUGUACCAACCCGUGCCCACCAGCGAGUACUUCGAUGGCAUGCCGAGCGACGAGCCGCGUUGCUGGAGCACGCGGGGUGGCCUCUUCAACUUGGUGGUGGGCUUGGUGGUUUGCGCCAACGCGGUGUUGAUGGCCGUCGAAGCGGACCUGGGCCUUCUGGGCCCCACGGGGCCCACCUGGUCAGGCUUGGAGACCGACCUGGACAGCGCCCACGCGGUGAGGAAGAUCCAACAUGGCCUGGAGUCGGAGAUCAAGUAUGGCAUCAAUCAAGACCAAGUCCUCAAGGACAGCCUGCAAGAGAAGCUGAACGCGACGCUGCACAAGAGCAUCGCCUUCAACAGCGAGUUGUCCUUACCUGCGGGGGCCGGACCUCUAAGGUUCGCAGCCUACACGGUUUGCGAGUACUUCUUUGUCCUGUUCUUCCUGUGUGAAAUGCUUCUGAGACUUUGCGACCUGGGCUGUCGCCGUUACCUUUGUAGAUACGCUUGGAUGCCAUUGGAUGCGGCAGUGGUGCUAACGGGUUUGAUGGAUCUGAGCUUGCCCUUCUUCCUGGAUGCUGAAGUGGAACGGAUGUCAGUCUUACCCUUCCUGCGGCUGCUCCGGGUGCUGCGUUUGUUGAAGCUCUUCCAGGUAUGUCAUCCCUUGCGGAUCAUCGGCCGUGGCGUGCUAAAGGCCUUCUCCGUGGUGAUCCUCGUGGGCCUCGUAGUGCUCGUCCUCAACUUUGGCCUGGCGAUCAUUCUCACCACUCUUAUCGGGCAGAGGUCAGCGCUGGCGGAGACCAACAGCGCCAGCCAGGUGAACUACCACGGUCAGCUGGUGCUGUGGUUCGGUUCCAUUGGGCGGUCGAUGCAAACCUUGUUCACCAUCCAAACCUUGGCCGGCUGGGAACACAUUGCGACGGUCUUGGGGAACAUCUACCCCAGUGGCAUUGUGGUGCCAAUGAUCGUGUUGUACAUGAUGAUUUGUUGCUUCGCGGUGGUGGGGCUCAUCACCAGCGUGAUCAGUGACUCCUUUGUGACAGCCCAACAGCGCGACCAGAAAGCCCGCGAGGCCGCCAAGGACAUGAAGCGAGGGACGGCUUCGAUGGAAUUGGGCCGGCAUUUUAUUGAUUACGGGAGGACCAUUCCGGGAUUCAUCAAUCGAAAGGAGUUGGAAGCAGCGCUUCAAGAACCCUUCGUCUCGCAGGUGUUGAACAGCAUGGAGGUGCCAGCCAAUAAAGUGGACAUUCUGAAGCUCUUUGACAAGUUCAACAAGGAGGCCUCUUUUGCCAAUCGCGUUCAGGCGGAGCACAUGGCCGAAGCUGUCACCAGCCUGGGGGGAGGAUGGCGCGUGUCUGGCUUCUUUGAUGUGAAGCAUCAAGUAAUGGGCGUCAAGAACGACGUGGUCUUGAAGGCUGAACUCGCAGCCAAGGAGGCGGCAGAUCAGCGAAGGGAGCUACAAGAGUUGGACCGGAAGACCAAGAGCUUGCAGACCGAGGUCUCGAAAGAGAUGUCAAGCCUCAAGAACGAGCUCUCGUCUGUGAAGGCUCAGAUCAGCAAAGUCCUGGUCAAGAUGGAGGAACAAGCGAACUGGCUGGAGCAGGAGAAGAAAGAGAGAAGUGCCAGCAUUGCCGAGAUCCAUGAGAAGAUCAACAUUUUGCCCGCUCAUGGCACUGCGCUGGCCGGCAUCACCAGCAAGGUGGAACUCAUUGAGUCGCAAGUGGUCGCGCAGUCCUCCUUGCAAGGGAAGAUUGAUGCUUUGACCCUGCAAGUCUCCAGCCAAGCCAUGGUGGGAGGUAAAGUCGAGGCCUUGCUGAGUCAGGUCUCGGCGCAACUCAUCGCCUUGAAUUCGGACAAGAAGCUCGAGGGUCUGGUGACCGCCGAGGAGGGAGAGCUACUGGACUUGAAGCCUUCGGAACCGGCGGCGGAGCCGGAAAGUUCUGUCCCCUCCGCUUCCGCAAGCAAGGAGGAGUCUGCGGAAGCCCCUCAUGCAGGCGCUGAACCCUGGGCGGCGGCCUUUGCACCAACAGCAGAGAGCUGGGCGGCCUUCCCGCCAGAGACGACCAGCUCAGGUGAGGCUGCUGCUCAGGUCGAGGAGACGAAGGAUCCGGAAUAGGCGGUUUGCUUCGCCGGACCCUGAAGCUGCGAAGUCACGUCGUGUGCGUGGUUUCAGACUGGAAAACAGCCAUGGAUGGCAUGGACGGGGAGUCCAUGAUGUGGCAUCAUGUGGCCACCUGAUUGAAGCAUUGGAAUUUAAAAAAGGGGAAAGGGAAGGAUGAUAAGGAUGUGGAUGUGUGGGCAUCCGGCAAAAUGGAUCCAUUCGGGUCCUGCAGGGUGUGCUUCUUUCUUGUUCGCGAGCAGAUGUGUUUGCUGUAAAACAUUGGAGGUCAUACCAUAUGUCUGGUUGGAGCAUCACAUUGUCACCUACUUUGUGGCGUUGACAUCUUCUGGGCUAGUCUGAUUUGACGAGCAAGCGUUCGAACUUUUCCAGGCCAUAGAAAACAAGACGCCUAGUAGUGCCAGUGUUUUGCUUCAACUCUCAAUCUUUGGUGUUUUUUUCUGUGCGGGGAUCGGUCCAUGGACGGUGAAAUUCGCUACGAAUGGACUCGUUUUGUCCGAUGAUGCUGAGGUCGACGAAAAGCGUGCGCCGCACGGGUAUGAGCAGAUUUAAAGGUCUUUGAUGAGCGUGAAGCUGCAUCUUGGGAAUUCACUUUCGAGUGGACAUUGAUGUUGAGACAUGAUGUUUUUUGUUGUCCCACACUAGAUCCAUAAAAAGUGUAUAUAGGACAUUAAAAGGUUGGCUACUAGGUUGGAGGCCAUUUUUGG
Durusdinium trenchii is the source of this 3084-nucleotide messenger RNA. Lineage: Eukaryota; Dinophyceae; Suessiales; Symbiodiniaceae. The record is from the annotation of a GenBank genome assembly.